This is a messenger RNA of Crotalus tigris (Tiger rattlesnake), 2271 nucleotides long. It is a transcript of the gene ECHDC2, whose product is annotated as enoyl-CoA hydratase domain containing 2. The transcript is spliced from 10 exons. Gene Ontology annotation, molecular function: enoyl-CoA hydratase activity. Gene Ontology annotation, biological process: fatty acid beta-oxidation. The record is from RefSeq and is a predicted model, not a curated record. NCBI's taxonomy places the organism in Eukaryota, Metazoa, Chordata, Lepidosauria, Squamata, Viperidae. Bases 210 to 1115 code for a protein of 301 amino acids. Gene Ontology annotation, cellular component: mitochondrion.
UUUUUUCCCUAAAGCGGAGCAGUAUUGUACUUUGACUGCUCCGAAAACUAGUGUGUUGUUUGAAACUUGUUUGUUUCAGCUUGCAUCAAGAUACAUGUUAUUUUAACGGAACCGUAGCAACUGGGGCUCGCUUGCCUUCCGGCCUUUCUUCGUUAAUUCAGGUUUGCCUGAAUUGUUAGUUUAAUUCGGCCCAGCUGCUACGUCCUAAAAUGCUCCGCUUGGGCCAAGCCACCGCUGUGUUGCGAUUACUUUCUACAGAGAGCUGCUUGGGGAUUGGCGGCAUCUCCCCGAGAAGAUCCGCGUCCGGAGAGAAGAAAAAAGAGAUUCUGUUACACGUGCAUGGAAAGGCAGACUGUGGAAUUGCAGAAAUUCAGAUGAACAGACCACAUGCCAGAAACGCCCUGGGAAAAGUGUUUGUGGACGAAUUAUAUGAAAUCCUUGAUGUUCUCCGUUUUGAUGAAAGGAUACGUGCUGUAAUAGUCAAAAGCAAAGUAAAGGGUGUUUUUUGUGCUGGUGCUGACUUAAAAGAGAGAGCUCAAAUGAAUGAUUCUGAAGCUGACCAUUUUGUUCAGAGGCUCAGAAGUUUAAUGGACAACAUUGCUGCAUUACCAAUGCCGAGUAUUGCUGCAAUUGAUGGCUAUGCUUUGGGUGGCGGCUUGGAGAUGGCGCUAGCUUGUGAUCUCCGAGUAGCAGCAUCGUCAGCUAAAAUGGGUUUAAUUGAAACUACCAGAGGACUUUUCCCUGGUGCAGGUGGAACCCAGCGCUUACCACGCUGCAUUGGCAUUGCCCCUGCCAAAGAGCUCAUUUUCACUGGCAGACAGAUUGAUGGGCAAGAGGCUUUCUCCAUGGGGUUACUUAAUCACACAGUACCACAGAAUGAGGAAGGAGAUGCAGCAUACCAAAAGGCAUUAACUUUAGCUGAAGAAAUAGUUCCCCAGGCUCCAAUAGCUGUGAGGCUGGGUAAAUUGGCUAUAAACAAAGGGACUGAGGUUGAUAUUGCCUCAGGAAUGGCCAUUGAAAGAAUGUGCUAUGCCCAGAAUCUUCCUACCAAAGACCGCCAGGAAGGAAUGGCUGCUUUCAUUGAGAAACGACUUCCAAAAUACAUUGGUAAAUGAGGCUAACACUGUUUCUGAAAGUGCCUGAAUACAAUACGAGGAGGUGAUCAAAAGGCUUUGCCUUAUUGGAAAGCUGUCAAGACUGCUAACAUCCGAUGUUCUUGCUUGACAUAAAUGAAGAAGCAAACCUGUUUAUUUAACCCGUAUAUCACUUCUAGAGUUAAAGUCAAACAAUGUUAGAAUAGCGGGUGGGAAAGUAUGUAAUCUGGGAAUAGAUAGCCACCACCAUAUCUCAGUAUAGUAUUUCCAAGGUCAGAUGUAACUAGAGGAGUUACGGGAGGGAAAGAUUGCACUUCAAACUAAUUGGAGAACGUGAUUGAUGACUGUUAAAUGAAGGAAUGAGUUACGCUUUGUUACGGGUGAUUGGGGGAGGGAGGAUUCAGUUUUUGGCUACAUUAUGUACCUGCCGAAGCUAUGUAGCAAUAAAAGGAUUCUUUAAGGUAAAACAAAGCCUCAAAGUUCUUUGAAAAGCUGCUUCUUUCGGAACCAUGACAAAAGCUGUUCCUUAUAAGCUUUAGGCUUAAUGUUUUUUUGUUUUUGGCUUGGAAUCUGUUUUGGAUGUCAAGAACUAAACGGUAAUAAUGUAAAGGGUAUUGCUGUUCAAAUAUGACAGUAAUAAAAAAAAUCAUUUUCCAACCAAAGCCCAUACUUAUGAGGGAGAGAGUAACACUGACUAUUAUUGCAUAAGAAAACUUUUAUCCAGCGAGACAGCAGCAGUUGGUGACUUUGCAGCCUUUCUCUUUUUUAGUCACAAUGUUCACUUAGGAACAGAUUUCAGUUGCUAAAUGAGGAGAGACUGUGUAUCAUCCCAAAGAACAAGCAACUGCAUUUGUUAGAUUUUAUAAGCAAUGUACAAAAACUAAGAUUCUUCUCCAAAGAAAAUUUACAAUAAUGUAUAAAGUCACCUUUGAAUCAGCUUCAGCUUCUGGUAAUUUACAUGGAUAAACCAAUGCAGUUUUCUUGGUAUAGAUGGAAGUGGUUUGCUAUUGUCAGCUUUGGGAAUUUUUUUAAUGGCUAUCAAAUGCAGAAUUUCAUGUAAUUCCCUAAACAUCUUAAGAACAUCAAUUAUUUUAUGACAAAAUAAUGUAAAACUAUAUGAGUUUUCUCUGCGUUUCUGAAUUAUAUAAAGCUCAGAAUUAAAAGACUAAACUGAAAA